Molecule: messenger RNA, 1503 nt
Organism: Oryzias melastigma (Indian medaka)
Lineage: Eukaryota; Metazoa; Chordata; Actinopteri; Beloniformes; Adrianichthyidae
Exons: 5
Coding region: 1-1002 (333 amino acids)
Biological process (GO): proteolysis
Molecular function (GO): serine-type endopeptidase activity
Source: RefSeq, a predicted model, not a curated record
AUGGGGGAUUUACACUUAAAAAAUGUAGAAAUAAACUAUACUGUUAUAACUAAAGUGCAAAUUGUUGUUUUUAUCUGCACAGGUGUUGCAGCUCAGGACUGUGGAGUGGCACCUCUAAACACGAAGAUAGUGGGUGGUGGGAACGCCCAGGCGGGGUCGUGGCCCUGGCAGGUGAGCCUACACAUCAACGAUCUCGGGAGCCACAUCUGUGGAGGGACGCUCAUCAGUGACCAGUGGGUGCUCACCGCCGCCCACUGCAUCGUCACAAAAGUUCUGUCCAGAUGGACCCUCUACUUUGGGAAGGAGACUCAGGCUGCGUCCAGUUCUAAUGAGGUUUCCCGCAGCAUCACCAAGAUCAUCGUUCAUCCAAACUACAACAACACACUGUUCAACAACGACAUCGCCCUGAUGAAGCUCAGCAACACUGUUCCCUUCAAUAACUACAUCAGACCCGUCUGCCUGGCGAGCAGCUCCAGUCUGUUCUACACCUCCACGUCCUGCUGGAUCACCGGAUGGGGCAAGCUGAACAAAAACGAUUCGUUGCCCAGUUCUCAACCCCUGCAGGAGGUUCAGGUUCCUGUGGUUGGAAACAAGCAGUGCAGCUGCGAUUAUGUCAACGUAUCCGGCGUGGAUAUCACAACAAAUAUGAUUUGUGCAGGCCAAGAGAACAAAGGAGCCUGUCAGGGGGACUCUGGAGGACCGCUGCAGUGCAAACAAGGCUCAUCCUGGAUCCAGGCUGGAAUUACAAGUUUCGGAAUACCGUGCGCACUGCAGGGUUAUCCCGAAGUCUACGCACGAGUGUCUGAGUUUCAGGCUUGGAUCACAGCCCAAGUUGAAGGAGCAGCAGUCAACUUUGUGUCUUAUAGUGCAACUGGCACUGACCAGGACGCCAGCUUUGUGUGCAGGAAUAUAACCAGCAGCUCGGAAAAUUCUGUCAAGCUGUCGGUUAACUUAACAUUUUCCAUCUUAGCUGCCAUAUUUCUUCCCUGCUUUGCAUUGUAGUCAAUCAGUUUAUUGUUUUUUGGUAAUUUUUAGAUGUAUUUUCUUUGUUUAUUUUGUCUUUCUAAAUUUGAAAUCUGUGUUAUUAUUUUUCUUCUUUAUUCGUGUGAAGUUUACAAUAUUGUUUCUAAAAGGAUUUCAACUGGCAUAAAUGUGAUUUUUUGAUUUGAUAAGUUGGUGAGGUCAGUCAUUUUUUUAAAGUAGUUCUGAUCAGUUUAAAAAAAACCCAGAAGUUUCUGUAUUUUUAUUUUCAUAGUUGAAUGCAACAGAAGGAGAGUGUUAAAUGAAAGAUGGGAGACAGAAGUAUAAGAUUCAGGUAAUCGGGAGCAGAUAAGGCGGAAUUUCUGGAAAGCCGGCCCUUGAGACCUGGAAUUGGACACCCCUGGGUUAAGUUUUCAAACAAAAAGAGGUUGCUCGAGGUUUAUCAUUGUAGUUACCACAUGUAUAACACAGUCCACAGACACAAUUAUCCAUACAAACUCAAGUAUCACAAACAUACCCGUU